AUGAACCCAUCCGCAGCAUUCCCGAAGGCCGCGGGCCUCCCCGUGCGCCUGCUGCGGGCACCGUCGACAUGCUCGACACAAGCCGGACAACAUGUCUGUUCUGCGAAUCAGAACCGAGGAUAUCAUGCGACAGCCACCGAGUCUCCUGCAAGACGAUUGCGAGAGGGUGUUUAUAAGAAGAAAUCGUUCAUGGCACCCUCGGUUAGAAUUUUCCACACUACAUCCCCCCUCUCGGCGAUUCCCGAUCCCUAUAAAGUCCUCGGCGUGGACAAAGGUGCCUCCGCCAGUGACAUCAAGAAGGCAUACUACGGCAUGGCCAAGAAAUACCACCCGGACACGAACAAAGAUGCCAAUGCCAAGGAAAAAUUUAACGAAGCGCAAUCUGCCUAUGAACUGUUAUCCGAUGCGAAGAAGCGCGAGAACUACGAUCGAUUUGGCUCCGCAGCCUUCGACCAGAAUGGUGGAUUCGACCCUAAUGCCGGCGGUAACCCCUUCGCUGGGGCUGGUGGAUUCGGUGGAUUCGGUGGCGGUGGAUUUGGAGGCGGCCCAUUCGGUGGAGGCUUUGCGCAAGAUAUCAAUUUUGAGGAUCUCUUCGGUGCUUUUGCCGGAGGUGCUCGCCGCGGUGCGCGUGGGCGGCGCAAUCCCUUCCAAGAGCAAAUUCUGGUCGGUGAGGAUAUCGAAGUACAGAACAACAUCUCAUUCAUGGAGGCCGCCAAGGGAACGUCCAAAGAGAUCAAAACCACUCCUCUGACCCAGUGCGGAACCUGCAAGGGCGAUGGGCUGAAGUCUGGCGCGAAGCGAUCCCAGUGCAAACAAUGCAAUGGCUCCGGAACCCGUGUUCACUUCAUGCAGGGUGGUUUCCAGGUUGCUGCGACUUGCGACGCCUGUGGAGGCAUUGGUAUGAUCGUUCCCCGUGGGUCUGAGUGUGGCGGAUGUCAUGGAAACGGUGUCGUUCGGGAGAGCAAGACGAUCAAGGUGGAUAUCCCUGCUGGUGUCGAGGAUGGUAUGCGGAUGCGAGUCAGCGGGGAGGGUGAUGCGCCACCUACUGGAACGUCCGCUGCCGCCGGUGCUCGGACUCAACGGGGUGAUCUCUAUGUCACUAUUCGGGUUGCUCCCGACUCUCGCUUCAGCCGCAACGGAUCCGAUAUCCUUUACACCGCCACCCUCCCGCUUACCACCGCUCUUCUUGGUGGUGAGGUGACGAUUCCCACCCUCGAUAACGAAGUUAAGGUCAAGGUGGCCACUGGUACCGGCACUGGUGAUCGAAUCACCUUGUCCGGCAUGGGUAUGAAGAAGCUUGGUGGCCGGGGCGGCCGCUUCAGUCCCACGGGCGACCUAAAGGUUGAAUUCAAGGUUGCCAUGCCGAAGUACCUGACCGGCAACCAGCGGACUAUCUUGGAGGUCCUUGCGGAUGAGAUGAACGACAAGACGGCUCGACGGACUAUGAAUUUCACCAAGGAGAGCCCUCCAUCAUCUUCCGAAUCCACCGGCAGCGAGCACAAGAACGAAGGAUUCCUCAAAUCUGUCUGGCAAAAACUGACGGAAAAGAACUGUGAUUCUUCGAAGCCCGAGGCCAAGGAUGCCAAGGAUAGCAAGGAUGCUGGCAAGACCGAUGCCAGCAAGGACGACUCGAAGAAGUCGAGCUAA
Molecule: messenger RNA, 1647 nt
Organism: Penicillium cataractarum
Lineage: Eukaryota; Fungi; Ascomycota; Eurotiomycetes; Eurotiales; Aspergillaceae
Product: putative mitochondrial DnaJ chaperone (Mdj1)
Exons: 3
Coding region: 1-1647 (548 amino acids)
Biological process (GO): protein refolding; response to heat
Cellular component (GO): cytoplasm
Molecular function (GO): heat shock protein binding; ATP binding
Source: RefSeq, a predicted model, not a curated record